AUGUCAGAGGGGGGUUCCCGACCCCACACAGUCACCUGUCCCGGUCCAGGACUCUUCAGGUCUCACCUGAUGGAUCGGGCUGUGGCCUCUGUGCUCUGCUUUGCAGUCUGUGUAGGACUGGAGGGGACGGGGGUCCUGUGGUCUGGUUCAGACCCCUCUGUGGUCCAUACCCACCCAGAACACAUCAACAUGGACCAGACAGGGAACAGGACUGUGGUUCUGCAUGAAUACAUGCUGUUUUUAUACCAGACACUGUCUGAGGUUCAACAAAGAGACAGGGAAUCCUUACGUGAUCCUGGAUUUGCAAAUACAGUGAGAAGUUUUGUGGACAAAGGAAAAGAUGAGGCUUCCUGGGAGAGCGGUCAGCAUUACAUGUUUGACUUAUCCACUCUAACUAGGACGGAUCAGCUGGUAGAAGCCAAACUGAGAAUCCUCAGAAAACCUCUGCCAGACCCCCUGGCUGUCCUAAGAACAGGAGGAAACCUUUACGUCAUCCGUCUGUACUCCUGCUCUACUGAAGACACCUCAGAGACAAAGCCUCUGGGUUCACACACUGUGGAGGCUUUGGACGGAGGUCUUCCCAGGUGGGAGGUGUUUGACGUUUUGUCCAGCAUGAGGGCUUAUCAGAAAAACCCCACACAACCAACACAGGCUUGUUUCUACCUUCUGGCCCUGUCUGAACUGACCAAUGAAAUGGUUGACCCCCUGCUCCUGGGCCUGGGUCGCCAUGCCCGCCCACCACAGGAUAAAGCUUUACUGGUGUCUUUCACACACGCAGACACACAUGGAAACCUGUUAACAGAGAUCAUGGACAAAAGGAGGACUGAGACAGGUGGGUUUAGGCUCACUAAACGUGUCCGAAAUACAGUUAAGCAUAAUAAGAAGCAGAGGGGACAGAAUAAAAGGGCCUUAUCCAAACGCUCCAGUAAGAAAACUGGGCGCAAGAAGCCUCGCUGCAGCCGUAAAGCCCUGAAUGUGAGCUUUAAAGACCUGGGUUGGGACGACUGGAUCAUCGCACCCCAGAAUUAUGAGGCAAACCACUGCGAUGGGGUGUGCGACUUCCCCUUGCGUUCACACUUGGAGCCCACCAACCACGCCGUCAUUCAGACUCUGAUGAACUCGCUGGACCCGGGCAUUAGUCCACCGAGCUGCUGCAUCCCCUCCAGGCUCAGUCCCAUCAGCAUCCUCUACGUCGACUCAGGCAACAACGUGGUCUAUAAGCAGUAUGAGGACAUGGUGGUGGAGAGCUGUGCAUGUCGGUAGCACCAUGGAAACCAGCCAAAAUAACUACCUGGACAGACUGAGAAAUAUCUGAAUCAAGUCCAGAAUAAUAACAGUAUCAAUACAAAACAUACCACAUCAUAGGUCAUAUACUAUAUGGA
This is a messenger RNA of Sphaeramia orbicularis (orbiculate cardinalfish), 1382 nucleotides long. RefSeq names its product growth/differentiation factor 6-A-like. Lineage: Eukaryota; Metazoa; Chordata; Actinopteri; Kurtiformes; Apogonidae. Gene Ontology annotation, cellular component: extracellular region. The record is from RefSeq and is a predicted model, not a curated record. The coding region runs from base 1 to 1263 and encodes 420 amino acids. Gene Ontology annotation, molecular function: cytokine activity; growth factor activity. The transcript has 2 exons.